AUGGAGCGGGGAGGCAUGGUCACUAUCGAUAGUUGCAAAUUGAUGAAAGCUGCCUCAAAUUCACAGCAGGAGCCACUCACUAUACCUACCACAACCAAAGGACAUAUCAAGGCCAACUUGGAGAGGGGGAGCAGCGGUCCAAGUUGUAGUAUGGAUUGUGGUACUGUAGGUGGAGCCUACCGUACACCUUGGAACCAAAUUCUGAGCCCUGACAGUGCUGGCAUAUCCUCUAACCCAGCUAAACAAAUGAAGUUUAGAUAUAUUGAGCCUAUCAAACGUGAUUCCAAGAUUAUUGUUUAA
Molecule: messenger RNA, 300 nt
Organism: Ilex paraguariensis (yerba mate)
Lineage: Eukaryota; Viridiplantae; Streptophyta; Magnoliopsida; Aquifoliales; Aquifoliaceae
Source: the annotation of a GenBank genome assembly